Molecule: messenger RNA, 1096 nt
Organism: Camellia sinensis
Lineage: Eukaryota; Viridiplantae; Streptophyta; Magnoliopsida; Ericales; Theaceae
Source: RefSeq, a predicted model, not a curated record
GGUAAAAAAAUCUAGAAGAUAAGUGGAGCAUGAGGAGGAUACACAAUCCGUGUCCCUCAAAAUGGGGACUACUCACCUUCCUCUUCAGUUCCCCAGAUCAGCCACUUCACCAUCAUCACCACAGCCACUGCCGAUUCUACUCACAAAAAACCCUAGAAUCUUAAACAUCACUUCGCGUCGCUCCACCGUCUACGGCGGUCGGCAUGUCGGAGAAAAGCGAUUCAGAUUCAAUCUUAACGACGAGUUCGUUACCGGCGACGAAGACGAUGGGUUUGGUGCGAAGAAGAGGGUCUGGUGGUCCGAUGAUUCGAUUGAUAUCGACGACGAUGAUGAUGAAGAAGGAUUUGGGGUUUUUGGGGAGUCUAUUGACGCGUCUUGGGUUUUCAAGGUUUUGAAUGCUAUUGGUUGGAUGCUUCCCGCCAUCAUCAUAUCAUUGCUGCUCGGCACGGGACCAAACACAUUCUUCAUGGCAUUAGUGCUUCCCAUAGCUCAGUCAGCAGUUUCCCUUGUAACGGAUACAUUCUGGGGAAGGUCAAGUGGCAGCCCUAAGCCCAAGCGCAGGACCAAGAAGAAGAAGCCCUUUGCUAGAGCCGAGAGCGAUAUUAGAAUGAAUGGUGAGAACGAAAACACUGAGUCUGGCAGCAUAAGAGAGAAUUAUGCUAGACCCACUUGCGAUACUGGAACGAACAGGGGGGAUGAAGAUGCUGAAUCUGGCAACGUAAGGGAGAAUUACCAGUCAUGGGUAGCUGCAAAUGACAUUUCAACUAAAACACGCGAUAAGAGGGCGCCCGGGUUUGGUGGAUGGGACGAGCUAGACAAGCGAAUGGGAUCUUAUAAAAUCCCGAAAAGCGCUCAAAGGGUAAACAAGCCGCAACAACAGAAGAAAGGUAAACUGAGCAGGAGAGUGAGAAAUAGAGACACACCAUUGCUGCUGAGACUGAUAAUUGCUGUUUUCCCAUUCUUGGGAUCCUGGACUAAGUUAUUAUAAUACAAAUGUGUAUAUUUGUUUUCUUUUGCUCAACAACAAAAAUAUUAGUUGUUAUUCUGAACAGCAUAAAUAAUAUUUUUUAUAUCAUUACUCGGAUAAAAUUAGAAA